Molecule: messenger RNA, 2139 nt
Organism: Betta splendens (Siamese fighting fish)
Lineage: Eukaryota; Metazoa; Chordata; Actinopteri; Anabantiformes; Osphronemidae
Product: gap junction alpha-5 protein-like
Exons: 6
Coding region: 71-1291 (406 amino acids)
Biological process (GO): cell communication
Cellular component (GO): connexin complex
Source: RefSeq, a predicted model, not a curated record
CCGUCUCACCUGCUGAUCGUCAGCGGACGUGGACUCGACAGGUCCGAUCCGUGCUGAGCUGUAACGGGUCAUGGCGGACUGGAGCCUGCUGGGAAACUUCCUGGAGGAGGUCCAGGAGCACUCUACCUCAGUGGGGAAGGUGUGGCUGACCAUCCUGUUUAUCUUCCGCAUCCUGGUGCUCGGGACGGCUGCUGAGUCGUCGUGGGGAGACGAACAGGAAGAUUUCAACUGUGACACGGAGCAGCCGGGCUGCGAGAACGUGUGCUACGACAAAGCCUUCCCCAUAGCACACAUACGAUACUGGGUUCUCCAGAUUGUGUUCGUGUCCACUCCAAGUCUCAUCUACAUGGGCCACGCCAUGCACACUGUGCGCAGGGAGGAGAAGAGGAGGAGCGCGGAGGAGAGCGGCGAGGAGGGGGGCGGGGAAGAGGAGGACGCAGGAGGGGGCGGCGGAGGAGGACGAGCCGAGAGGCAGGGGAGGAAGGGGGAGAAGGAGAGGAGAGAGGGCCCAUCAGCGGGACGGGUGCGUCUGAGGGGGGCGCUGCUGCAGACCUACAUCCUGAGCAUCCUGAUACGAAGCAUCAUGGAGGUGGUGUUUCUGUGUCUGCAGUACUUCCUCUAUGGAAUCAUCCUGGAUCCUCUGUAUGUCUGCAAGGCCUGGCCGUGUCCGCAUCGAGUCAACUGUUACGUCUCCAGACCCACGGAGAAAAACGUCUUCAUCGUGUUCAUGCUGGUUGUGUCGGCCGUGUCCCUGGUCCUCAGCGUGCUGGAGCUGUAUCACCUGGCGUGGAGACACUGCUGCAGGCGUCUCUACUCGUCCUCGAAGGCCGCCGCCGCCCCCGCGCUGACUCGACAGCUGUCCCUGUCCCCUCCGCCGCUGCCCACGCCACCCCCACACUUCAGCCAGUGCGUGAUGGGCUCCUCGCACUUCCUGCCCUUCCCCAACCACGGCCUGGCCAACCAGCAGAACUCCGACAACAUGGCCACCGAGAAGAACAAAAUGGCCGCCAACGAGGACGACGUCAACUUUCUUCAGACAAACUGUUUCCUUCCUGCGUGGGAGAAGACGGGGAACAAGCACAUCCCUCACAUCCAGGAUGGCGGAUACUUGAGGACUGACUCUACCUGCUACAGCCCCGCUAAGAAGGAAACCAGCUGCCCACAGAUCCAAAAUGGCAGAACGGCCGAGGCGCUGCUUUGCCAGAACGGGGCGCUGUGUCCAAAGGACAAACGGAGAUUCAGCAGAACCAGCGGAACGAGCAGCAGAAGAGCAGAUGACCUCUCUGUUUAGCGGACGUCAGCCGAUGCGUUCAAGUGCUACUUGACGGUGGUCCGACCUCUAACCCUUCACUGACCUGUACACAAACUGGACUGGCAGUGGACCCUUUAAACAUUUCCCAGUUAAGAAACUGUAAAUUAACUGGUACAUUUUUGUUGAAGUGUGAUCAGCAUCAGUUUGGUGAGUUUUCAUUUACUCUUGAUAUUAAUAUAAAUCACAACCUCCUGUCUUCCUGGUGAACUUCUACCGCUGUAUAACAGUCUGGUACGUGAACUGUCACUGAGCCUAACACAUCAGAGACUCCACUCGCAGCCAUUGAGGUGAACUAUGGGACCUCUCCCCUCUCUUCACAGGCCUCAGGACCAGAACCACUAGACUCAGAAUCAGCUUCUUUCCCACAGCCGUUACAUUGCUCAACUCUGACCCCACUACCCAGCAUGCCCCUCUCGCCCCUCAGCUCUCCCACACAUGCAAACAUUAAACUGUAUCCAUCACCAGCAGACCAAGUCACUCACUGAUGAGUAUUGGGCCACAGCCUUGUACGAUGAUCUGGCAGUCUCUUUUCUGUGGUGCCACUCUCGUCCACUGCUUUACACACACAUAGUGACUUGUAUGAAAUAUUUUGUUUUUCAGAGAACAAUGUAAGGUCAUCUACAAACCUGCACAUUACUCUGUACAUAAGACUCCCAUCUGUUUGUUCACAGUAGUUCCAUUAAAUAUUAGGUCCAUAGCUCCUGUAUAUUCUAGGUCAAUAGACAUUGUUUUAUUGUUUAUUGCACUUCUGGUUUAAACUACAUUUCAUUGCCUUGUACCUGUACGUGUAUUCUGACGAUAAAGUUGAAUCUAAUCUACAAAAUGAA